GAAACACAGACUGACAAGAACUCAAAGUGCCUUUUCCCCGGUUGUGUUCAGCCCCCUCUUCACAGGUGAAACAGUGUCACUGGUGGACGUGGACAUCUCUCAGCGAGGACUGACCUCCCCUCACCCUCCAACUCCUCCUCCUCCACCACGAAGAAGCCUCAGCCUGCUAGAUGAUAUCAGUGGGACGCUGCCUACAUCUGUCCUAGUGGGUCCAAUGGGCUCUUCCCUGCAGUCUUUCCCUCUGCCUCCGCCUCCUCCGCCCCAUGCCCCAGACGCUUUUCCCCGGAUCGUGCCGCUGCGGCCGGCGGAGACCAUGGGCCAACCUCCCCCACACCUGCAGUGCCCUCUCUACCGCCCUGACUCCAGCAGCUUUGCUGCCAGCCUGAGGGAGCUGGAGAAGUGUGGGUGGUACUGGGGCCCCAUGAACUGGGAGGAUGCUGAGAUGAAGCUGAAGGGGAAACCAGAUGGAUCCUUCCUGGUCCGAGACAGCUCCGACCCUCGGUACAUCCUGAGCCUCAGCUUUCGCUCCCAGGGCAUUACCCACCACACCAGGAUGGAGCACUACAGAGGAACCUUCAGCCUGUGGUGCCAUCCCAAGUUUGAGGACCGCUGCCAGUCUGUGGUGGAGUUCAUCAAGAGAGCCAUCAUGCACUCCAAAAAUGGGAAGUUCCUCUACUUCCUGCGCUCCAGGGUUCCAGGUCUCCCACCAACACCUGUCCAGCUGCUGUAUCCAGUCUCCAGGUUCAGCAACGUCAAAUCCCUUCAGCACCUUUGCCGCUUUCGGAUCAGGCAGCUGGUCCGGAUCGACCACAUUCCCGAGCUCCCACUGCCCAAGCCCCUGAUUUCCUACAUCCGCAAGUUCUACUACUACGACCCGCAGGAGGAGGUGUACCUGUCCCUCAAGGAGGCUCAGCUCAUCUCCAGACAGACGCAGGAGCCAGAAUCCUCCACGUAGCAGGGCUGCCCUGGCUGUGCUGCUGUCACUCAUG
Messenger RNA from Acanthisitta chloris (rifleman), 989 nucleotides. RefSeq names its product suppressor of cytokine signaling 7 (gene SOCS7). The annotation marks the transcript as partial. Gene Ontology annotation, molecular function: 1-phosphatidylinositol-3-kinase regulator activity. The transcript has 8 exons. Gene Ontology annotation, cellular component: phosphatidylinositol 3-kinase complex. Lineage: Eukaryota; Metazoa; Chordata; Aves; Passeriformes; Acanthisittidae. Gene Ontology annotation, biological process: phosphatidylinositol phosphate biosynthetic process; intracellular signal transduction. The record is from RefSeq and is a predicted model, not a curated record.